This is a messenger RNA of Paramuricea clavata, 369 nucleotides long. The record is from the annotation of a GenBank genome assembly. Lineage: Eukaryota; Metazoa; Cnidaria; Anthozoa; Malacalcyonacea; Plexauridae.
AUGGGAUGUAUGUUUGAGCUGUACAAUGAUGGAAGAGCGGUGAACGAUGAAGAAGCAGUUGAAGAAAGUAAAAUAGACGAGGAAGGAAUAAUGGGUGCAGCAGUUGAUAGAUCGUCAUAUGAAACAACAGUAGCAUGUAAAACAGAUGAAGUAGCAGAUACGGAUGGAACUGCCAAAGCAUUGGUGGUUGCAAGGUUCGCUGGAGGAUUUAGAGGUCGUAUACCAGUGACAGGAGAAAUAUUAUUGCUUUCAUCAGGAACAUUUACAAUUUCUUGGGUAGUGAUGACUGGCAGCUUCCCUAGGCCUGUUACAUUAUUUUUAGUGUUUAAUUCAGUAAUUUUUUCUACUGGUCGUUUAGUGGAUGUCUGA